This is a messenger RNA of Columba livia (rock pigeon), 2529 nucleotides long. RefSeq names its product phospholipase A2 group XIIB (gene PLA2G12B). The record is from RefSeq and is a predicted model, not a curated record. The transcript has 4 exons. Gene Ontology annotation, molecular function: A2-type glycerophospholipase activity; calcium ion binding. Gene Ontology annotation, cellular component: extracellular region. Gene Ontology annotation, biological process: cholesterol homeostasis; lipid catabolic process; triglyceride homeostasis. Bases 99 to 707 code for a protein of 202 amino acids. NCBI's taxonomy places the organism in Eukaryota, Metazoa, Chordata, Aves, Columbiformes, Columbidae.
AGGGGAGACGGGAGCUCACCUGCCUGCUACGCACAACGGCUCGGUCCCACUCCUCCCUGCCUGCACGGGGGCUCUGCGGCCUGGAUCUGGACUGCAGCAUGCGGCUGCUUUUCAAGGCAGUGGUUCUGUGCCUGACGCUGGGCUUGAGGCAAUGCACCGAGGAAACGACACAGGAGAACACAGUCCACCGAGCUCCCCAAGCAGAGUCAUCCUAUUCAGACUGGGGCAUCGAAACCAUCCGGGACAGCUUCGAAACGGUCAACAGCUACUUCGACUCCUUCUUGGAGCUGCUUGGGGGAAAAAACGGCGUUUGUCAGUACAGAUGUCGAUAUGGGAAAGCUCCGAUGCCGCGACCUCACUACAAACCCCAAGAACCCAAUGGCUGUAGCUCCUAUUUUCUGGGGCUCAAGGUACCUGAAAGUCUAGAUUUGGGCAUCCCUGCCAUGACCAAGUGCUGUAACCAGCUGGAUAUUUGUUACGACACCUGCGGGGCCAACAAAUACCGCUGCGACGCCAAGUUCCGCUGGUGCCUCCACUCCAUCUGCUCCGACCUCAAGCGCAGCCUCGGGUUUGUCUCCAAGGUGGAAGCUUGCGAAUCUAUCGCAGACACCGUGUUCAAUGCCGUCUGGACCCUCGGCUGCCGGCCCUUCAUGAACAGCCAAAGGAGCGCCUGCAUUUGCAACGAGGAAGAGCGAGAUGAAUUGUGAGGAAGAGCAGACACCCGGACUGCACGAGCCUGCUGCCAAGCGUCCCCUCUCUGACACUGCACCUCAGCACAGCAAUUUCUCUCAGGCCUCGCACGGCACGGGGGACUCAGGCCAAGCAAUACACAUCAACUACAGCUUUUGGGCAGAGGGGAGCGAAACGGGAGACAGCCUGUGGCUAUAAGAGCAGUGGUGCCUGCUGUCCACCACAGAUGCAGUUCAACAGCCCUACCCCUUUCCAAGUCCAUCGGCCCGUAUGAUCCGAUGCCAAUUUUCUCUACAGCCUGAUCAGGAGAGAGAGACAAGAUGUAGUGAUGGUUAUAAACAAGGGGCUUCACUUGUUUAUUUGCCUUAGACACACACGUAUUAGCUCCCCCAGCCCCUUAACUCCUUAAUUUGCAGGGCAAGGCAUUAGGUUUCUGCAACCCCUGAAAAUCCCAGUGCAUGGACACAUUAUUUACAUUUUUCUACCACUGGUGACAGACUGAAGAAGAGGGGUAAUUUACUUUGAGUAUAUUGCUCACACCCAUCCCUGGCGUUCUCCAGCCUAUCAUUAUAUACCCUGAGACAACUGCUCAUUCAAACACUUGUUGGAUCCCCAAAACGAUUUAAAACAUCCAGGGUUUCGGUAAGCACGAGAAGGACUUUAAGUGUGUUUGAUACAGGCGCAACUCCUCGAAUCUGGGCAGAAGAGAACCAAAGCCCAUUGUGCUUGAGAUGUGAAAUCCCAGCACUCUCCCAUAGUCUCAGGAGACAAAGCCACUUUUCUUUGGCAGCGCCACCCAGACCUAUUGAAUUAUUUUCCUCCUAUAUCAUUUAACAAAGGAUCCCUUUUUAUACAAAAUGGCUGGGUAUUCCCCUCCAGCUUUUGCACAAGAGAAACAAGAGGCUCGUGGUUGCUUUGGAUGAGAUAUGUAAAAUCCUGGAGGCUUAUCUGUCAGGCGGGUUAGGGCUUAGAUGGUACCUCAGCGGGACAGAGAUGCUGCCAGCUGAGGAGUCAUCAGCAGUCUGAGACGAGCAUCCUUUCCAAAACGCAGUUAAUACUUCCAUCUGCUAUGGGGAGCUUUUAUCGCAUGCAAAAUUAGGGUUUAAAGUGGUCUGUGGAAUUUCAUCUCCAUAGAACGUUUGCAGACAGCUCUCAUUUGCGUUUCUUGUUGAAAGGAAGUUGCUGCUGGGUGCGUGUGUGAUGCCACAUAAAUACUUCAGCAUCUUCUGCAAACAUAUUUAUGGUUAUGUUCUUCCAUCUGCCACAGAAAAGCUGAGGCUACAGAAGGGUGAUUUCACAAGAAAGGAAAGAGUUCAUCUUAGUUAUUUUUCUCCUAGUUUGUGUUUAAAUGUAUGCACGGAGCUAUAAAUUAUUCAAGCCCCGUAUUCCUGUUCUUGCCAGUCAUCUUUGCUUUACAGUGAGCAGCAAUGAGACAUUCAUCUGGCCCCAAACAGCCUGAAACACCAAGACCCCACCGGUAUUAAGACCAGGAAAACGUAAGUGACCACAUGAUGGGUGCUGGGCUAUUUUCCAUUAAGGAAGACUUUAAUUUACACUGAUCAGACAUGAUAACGUCCUUUCCUCGCCGUGCUAAUUCACUGGAGAGUGAAUACCGCAUUGCCAGGGUUCACUGCAGUGUGUGUCGAUCAGAGCAUGAGGCUGCACAAUCUGAUCACCCAUCUAAGAUAUGUUUGGCUAGGAAUGGGAAGGAAGCAUUUCUUGCUCCAGAUACUUCCCAAAUUUUGUAUUUUGUUGGUGAAAUGCUGCCUGUUGACAGUUCUAAAUGUGAGCAUACUCUUAUGAUUAAAUGACAAAACUUAAAAACAACGACAACAACAA